CUUAUCUAAAUUGUGGCCAACAGCCCAACCUACAUGCUUUGUUCUGAAUCUUUAUCUUCUAAAGAAUCUCAACCCCACGCCACCUCAUCUCUCUAUCUCUCACACAUCUCAUUUUUUCAGAAUGCAGACCAGAGCACAAGUCUCUCCACAACUUUAAUUUAUACAUAUAUUUUCACAAAGACUCCAUCUGUUGCCAAGCUUAUCUCAUCAUGGCAACUGGGUCCUUAAUUCCUCUCUUGUUUUUCUUGUUUUUUGCUGGCAUUUCAUCAGCUGACUACUUCUUACCAAGAUUCUCUUCUUCAAUCAACACUCAACCUGCAGAUCAGAAGAAGACUUCUCUUUCUACCACUCCAAACAAACUCUACAAAGAAAAGUUCUUUACUCAAACACUUGAUCACUUCAAUUUCAAUCCAAAGAGUUACCAGACUUUUCAGCAAAGAUAUUUGAUCAAUGACACUUACUGGGCAGGUCCAAAGAACAAUGCUCCAAUCUUUAUGUACACAGGAAACGAAGGAGAGAUUGAAUGGUUCGCUCAAAAUACAGGAUUCAUGUUCGAUAAUGCACCCAAGUUCAACGCCCUUCUUGUUUUUGUUGAGCAUAGGUUUUAUGGGAAGUCUAUACCUUUUGGAGGCAAUAAAGAAGUUGCAUACAGCAAUGCAAGUACACUUGGUUACUUGACUUCAACUCAGUCCUUGGCUGAUUAUGCAACUCUCAUUACUGAUCUGAAGAACAAUUUGUCUGCAACUGAUUCUCCUGUUGUUGUUUUUGGAGGUUCCUAUGGAGGAAUGCUGGCAGCAUGGUUUAGGUUAAAAUAUCCUCAUGUCACUAUUGGAGCAUUGGCAUCUUCUGCACCAAUUCUUGGCUUUGUAAAUAUAACUUCACCGUACAGCUUCAACAACAUUAUCACUCAUGACUUUAGGAGUGAAAGUGAGAACUGCUACAAAGUGAUAAAAGGAUCAUGGCAACAAAUUGAAGACACUGCAAACCAACAUGGAGGCCUUGAAAAGCUUCGCAAGUCCUUUAAAAUAUGCAAGAAUUAUAUUAGUGCAGGAUCACUAGAAAAUUGGCUCUCCACUGCAUGGGUCUACUCAGCAAUGACCGAUUAUCCAACCCCAUCAAAUUUCUUAAAUCCCUUGCCAGCCUUUCCUGUCAAACAGAUGUGCAAGGCGAUUGAUGAUCCAACGGCCGGAAAUGAUACGUUUGCAAAAUUGCACGCUGCUGCUAGUGUAUACUAUAACUACAGUGGAACCGCCACGUGCUUUGAUCUUGACGAUGAUUCUGAUCCUCAUGGCCUCGGUGGAUGGGGUUGGCAGGCAUGCACAGAGAUGAUACUGCCAACAGGAGGCAGCACUGCAGAGAGCAUAUUCCCAGCUUCAGAGUGGGACUAUAAUGAUAGGGUCACUUACUGCAAACUUCGGUUUGACAUUGAUCCUAGACCCAACUGGAUUACUACUGAGUUUGGUGGCCAUAAUAUUAAGAUGGCCUUAAAAAGAUUUGCAAGCAAUAUUAUCUUCUUUAACGGCUUAAGAGACCCUUGGAGUGGUGGAGGGGUGCUAGAAGAUAUAUCCAAGAGCUUAGUUGCUUUAGUGGAAGAAAAAGGAGCUCAUCAUGUGGACUUGAGAUUUGCAACUAGCGAAGACCCAAAAUGGCUUCAGGAAGUGAGGCAAAAAGAAGUGAAGAUCAUUGCAAAAUGGCUCUCAGACUACUACCAGGACUUGGCCCAUACAUACUCCUAAAGUUACACCUUAACACACCCAAUAGCAUUUCUGUUUUUUUUUUUUUUUUUUUGGUAUUUAUUUUUCUAAGAAACAUAUGAUAAGUUGAGAUUAUACAUUUGAUGUUGCAAGAAAUCAGAGUUCAGGUAAGGGAGAUUGAUUGACAUAUUUAAUAAAAGAAGAAAUUUAAUGGGA
This is a messenger RNA of Ricinus communis (castor bean), 1910 nucleotides long. Its product is annotated as lysosomal Pro-X carboxypeptidase. Gene Ontology annotation, molecular function: dipeptidyl-peptidase activity; serine-type exopeptidase activity. Gene Ontology annotation, biological process: proteolysis. The transcript is spliced from 10 exons. The record is from RefSeq and is a predicted model, not a curated record. Lineage: Eukaryota; Viridiplantae; Streptophyta; Magnoliopsida; Malpighiales; Euphorbiaceae. The coding region runs from base 210 to 1736 and encodes 508 amino acids.